Molecule: messenger RNA, 714 nt
Organism: Triticum turgidum subsp. durum (durum wheat)
Lineage: Eukaryota; Viridiplantae; Streptophyta; Magnoliopsida; Poales; Poaceae
Source: the annotation of a GenBank genome assembly
AUGGGUACUCCUAGUCCUACCCCGUACCACCUCCAGUCUCCAAGGACCAUCGUCACCAAGAUCAUCAGCAUGAAGCAGCAGCAGCAGGAGCCGGCGACGCCGGAUCCGCCGCCGCCGUCCAAGAUCAUUCUGCAGCCGAGGCGCCGGACCACCCCGGCGAUGUGGUGCGCCGCCAUCGCUGGUUUCGCCUUCAGCGUCCUCCUCAUCCUCGCCGGCCUCGUCAUCCUCAUCGUCUAUCUCUCGGUGAAGCCGAGGACGCCGUCCUUCGACAUCGCCAACGCCGUCCUCAACACCGUCUACGUCGGCUCGCCGUCGUCCUACUUCAACGGCGACAUGACGCUGGUGGCCAACAUCUCCAACCCCAACCAAAAGAUGGGCGUCGUCAUCCAGUCCGGCACCGUCGAGCUCUUCUUCCGGGGCAGGCUGGUGUCGGUGCAGGCGCUGCCUCCGUUCGCGCAGCCGCGGGGCCACUUCACCGUCCUCAACGUCCACAUGCUGUCCAGCCAGGUGGUGCUGCCGCCGGAGGUGGCUGCGGACCUGCUCAACCAGAUGAGGAGCAACAAGAUCCUCUACACCAUCAGAGGGACCUUCAAGGUCCGGGAAAGGUUCUGGUCAUGGCACUACACCUACCGGUUGACCGCCAUUUGUGACCUCGAGCUCACCUCGCCACCCUCUGGAGUUCUUCUUGAUAGGAGAUGCACAACAUCAAAGUGA